GCUGCUGCACACGCGAGAGAGGUACCGCCGGGAGAGACAGCGAGAGAGAGAGAGAGGUCCGACAACGUCGACAAAGUUAAACAGGUAAAUAAAGACAGAUAAGGACCUUUAACUACAGGUGAGGGGACACCUGUCCGGAACAGGACAGGACGUUUCCAUAGAAACAUAAGCGUGUUUGAUUUCCUGUCAGAAGGACCAGUGUGUGUGUGUGUGUGUGUGUGUGUGUGUGUGUGUGUGCUGCAUCAUGUGCUUCAGUGUUUUAGCUCUGCGGGUUAAACUACAGAAUAGGGGAGACCGGGGAGAGAUGAUCCAUGUUUCAUAUUUGGGAUCAGUCCUACUGUGUGUGUGUGUGUGUGUGUGUGUGUGUGUGUGUCUCUAAUGUGUGUGUGUGUGUGUGUGUGUGUGUGUGUGUGUCUGUGUCUCUAAUGUGUGUGUGGGGGGGGUAAGUUGACCAUAGGACGUACCCUCUGGCUCACUUGACCCCGGUCUCCCGUACUGUAGGACCUCAGAGGCGUGUCGGACCCUCAGACUCAGAGACGUUGAUGAACUUCAGGUUAAAGGUCAGACGUAAUGAAGCUCCAGACCCUCACAGGUGUUAGUCCAGACCCUCACAGGUGUUAGUCCAGACCCUCACAGAUGUUAGUCCUGACCCUCACAGGUGUUAGUCCAGACCUGCAGCUGUGGUGGACCGACCUCAGCGCUGAACCUUUUUUUUGUUCAGGUUUAAGUUCCGAUAAAAAAACAGCGUUCUGCGUUUAUCAGCGGAGAAAAACCCUCAGAAGGUCUCAGACCCGCCCACUCAUCCAUUCAUGGUUGUUUCCGCAGCGAUGGCCAAACUCCAGGGCUUUGAGUUCUGGAGGAAGACCCUGAAAGAGGCCCGUUACGUUGUGGCCCCCAUGGUGGACCAGAGCGAGCUGGCGUGGCGCCUGCUGAGCCGCCGCCACGGCGCCCAGCUCUGCUACACGCCCAUGCUGCACGCUCAGGUGUUUGUCCGAGACGCCAACUACAGGAGGGAAAACCUGUACAACGAGGUCUGUGAGGAGGACCGGCCUCUGAUCACUCAGGUGAGGAGAACGGCGGCGGCGGGCUGAAACAAACUCACCUGAAGGUUGUUGGUCAGACGGCGCCUGAUGUCCCGCCUCCGUCUCACUGAAGGUGUUUCUUCUCUGUCGCUCAGUUUUGUGCCAACGACCCCGAGGUCUUCCUGCAGGCCGCCCUGCUGGCUCAGGACUACUGCGACGCCAUCGACCUCAACCUGGGCUGUCCUCAGAUGAUCGCUAAGAGAGGUACGCACACACGGGUCCUCAGAACCUGGACUCGGACUCCAGGAGGUUCUGGUUCUGGUUCCAUGAUUAAACCUGCUGUGACUCUGUCCUCCUCAGGUCAUUACGGAGUCUUUCUUCAGGACGAGUGGGACCUGCUGGAGAAAAUGAGUGAGUCUGACUUUUUCUCAGCGCCGCAGGAUGACCUCUGACCUCAGCACGAUGACCUCUGACCUCAGCAGGAUGACCUCUGACCUCAGCAGGAUGACCUCUGACCUCAGCAGGAUGACCUCUGACCUCAGCACGAUCUCUGUCCGGUUUGUUUUCACCGACCGUCUUUGUUCUCCUCUCUCCUCUCAGUCAGAUUAGCCAAUGAGAAGCUCUCUGUGCCCAUCACAUGUAAGAUCCGCGUGUUCCAGGAGGUGGAGAAGACGGUCCGAUACGCCCAGAUGCUGGAGGAGGCGGGAUGUCAGGUGAGAAGAAACUGGACCUGAAACAAACACAGAAACACGAUCUGAAGCCUCUAAACGUUCUGAACGUCUCUGCAGCUGCUGACGGUCCACGGCAGAACCAAAGACCAGAAGGGCGCCAUGACAGGGAUCGCCAGCUGGGAGCACAUCAAGGCGGUCAGGUAGGAUUUAAUCGGCGAGCGCCACAGUGACAGGAUGUGACCACGCCACGCCUUCACUGACUGUUUCCUGUUUUUUCCUCGAACAGGAAGGCGGUGAAUAUCCCCGUGUUCGCUAACGGAAACAUUCAACACCUGAGUGACGUGGAGCGGUGUAUCCAGGAGACCGGCGUGCAGGGGGUCAUGAGUGCAGGUCAGGAGGACACGCCUCCGUUUGAUCGGCGUUUGAUGACUCUGUGUUGAAGUCUGUGUGUUUGUCCUCAGAGGGGAACCUCCAUAACCCCGCCCUCUUCGAGGGCUGCAGCCCCCCGGUGUGGGAGAUGGCUGAGGAGUACCUGGAGGUGGUGAAGCAGCAUCCGCCCUGCACGCUGUCCUACGUACGAGCUCACCUCUUCAAGCUCUGGCACCACACGUACGUGGAGACGGUUCAACUGAUGAAGUCUCUGAGAUGUUUCAGAUCCUUUUAAUCGAAGCUUUAAAAACUGAAGGACUCCAGGCUGUCCGUCCUUCUAACGUGUGUGUGUGUGUGUGUGUGUGUGUGUGUGUGUGUGUGUGUGUGUGUGUUCAGGCUGCAGAUCCAUCAGGACCUGAGGGAGGACUUGGCGAAGGUGAAGAAUCUGGAGGGUUUGGCAGACGUCAGUAAACAGCUGAGGCUUCGCUGUCAGGUGAGGAGAAAACGAAGAAAAGACGAAGAAUGAAGUUAAAGGAAGAGUUCGUCUUUUAAAGGUAAAGAUGAAACAGAGAGGGUUUCAGACUCUGAUUCUUCUGAUCACCUGGAAACACCUGAGAGCAGCACGUCAGGAACAUCAGUGUCCUCUUUAAUCUGACUUUUAUCUCCUCAUCUCCUCCUCUUCUCGUGUCCUCUCUCCUCAUUAGAAAAUAUUUGACCAUGCAGUUAUAAUAACAGAGAGCAUUGUGGGAAAGAAAACUGACUAACCAUGAAGUUUACUGUGUGUGUGAACAGGAGGAGAUCGCCAGAGGGAAGGACACAGAGGAGGAGAAGGAGAAGGAGAAGGAGAGCAGCCUCCUGUUUCCUCACUGGAUCUGUCAGCCGUACGUCAGACCACCGUGAGUCCAACAAACCGCUGAUUUCAGGACUUUAACUGCUCCUUUAAAACUCCUCAGUUUGUCAGAGUUCAGAGUAAAGAGAGAGAGACAUCCUGACCAACAGGAAACACAAAGAUCAUGGAGAGAAAGAGGAGGAGAGUUCAGAGUUCAGGAGUUAAAAACGUCGCUCUCAUGUUCUCGACUGUUUCCUUCAGGCCAAAGGAGAAGCUCACAAACGGGAACAGUCAGGGCUCGGAGGUGAAGAGGGCGGUGUGUCAGAAGAGGGCGCUGGAGGACACGGACGGAGCAGCUGACACACUUUCCAAAAACAAGCAGAAGAAGAGAUCCAGAAACCCGAAUAAGAACUUCUGUCCUGAACACAAACGUGAGUCUGAGCCGAGAGUUUGAAACAUGAUGAAGAUGAAAAAGUCUCACAGAAACUCACUCCUGUUGUUUUUUUCUCUUCCUCUGCAGCAAAAUACAUCAAAUGUGAGCAGUGUGGGAACCCGAAGGUGAGAGUGAGGCCGGACAGACGUGUGUCAGACGUCAGCGCAGACUCACUGAAGUGAACAUGAUGUUUUUGUUUCUGCAGGGGAAUAAGUGUGUGUUUAAUCUGUGUCGAGGCUGCUGCAAGAAGAAGGCCUUCAAGGAGGUGGCCGACUGUCCCAGUGAGUGUUAAAGAGCUUCAUCCUCCUAAAGUUCUCAGAUACUUUUGGAGGCAUCAAAAUCCAAAUGAUCAGAACAGGAUAUAAAGACUGUUUAAAAAAAAACCACCUGCAGCUUCUCCCACUGAGUCUGUUCUGAUCAAACAUCAACGUGUCUGUCCUGUUUUCAGGCCACGGGCUGAGGUUCAAGACGAAGGCAGAGAAAAAGAAAGCUGAAGAGGAGGAGGAGAAGAAGGAGGAGGAGGAGAGGAAGGAGGAGAAGAGGAAGGAGGGAGCUGACACAGAGACAGAGGGGAGCAGAGACCCUCCUCUGAUCCUCUCCGAUCAGAUCACAAACCUGCAGGAUCAGACGGACACGGAGCGGCCGCUAUGAGCGGGACUGACGCUGCCUCUACACACACACACACACACACACACACACACACACACACACCAAACUCUGAUACUGCAGCUCUGACAGGUCAAAGGUCAAAGUCUUAGCGAAGGAUUACAAGUUUCGACUCUUAAAAACUGAAUAUGAAAAAUAAAAGAAGGUCCAGUCUGUGUUUUUAACGUUUUACCAAAGAGAAGAUCCUGAAACAGAUUCUGAUCUUCAGAGCCCAGCUGUUCCAAAGUUUGAACCUUCAUCAGAUUUGACCUUUUUUUCCUUCAAAGAUCAGAUAAUCCAGAUUACUACUGUCCUGGUUUUUAAACUGAAACUGGACCUGGGCUCCAGAGUCUGGAGGAGGACCUUCACAGCUGCUUUAAAGCUCCUGAAGUGAUGAAGCUUUGGUACGACCUAAAAACAUCCGAACACUGACUGUUUAUGUAGACGUGGACCAAUCAGGUGGCUUUAAUUUGAUCAGCUGACUUUAAACCAGCUGGGCCCGAUAAUAAGGUGUGUGCGUGCGUGCGUGUGUAGAGGUAGGACAUGAUCCCCCAACAAACAGCUGCUAAAAAAUCCUCAGUAACACGUCGAUCUUUGGAGGAUGUCUUUAAAAAGCUCGGACAGAUGUGGAGUAACAGACCAAAACAUUAAAGUUCUAUUAUUUUCAUUUGUCCUUUUUUUUUGGUUUACAAUCUUUAAUUUUUGUCUUAAAGAAAAAAAAAAAAACAGAUUUUAUGAGUUUGAACAUUUUUACUCCAAAGUUGACCCUGAGCCACCAAAGUGAGGAGAUCCUGUAGCUGCUGUCUGCAGGUUUGAUUUAGCUUAUUUAAGGCUUUUGUUGUGGGUACACACCCAUCGGUGGAUGUAUGAGUUUGGGUUCGAGUUUUCAUCGUUAUACUUGUAUGUGCCUUUAGAUGAGAAGUGCCACUGCCGAUCAGAAACUUGAGUCCAUCAGAGGGAGAUAAACACGGUGCUCCUGUUCACAGACGACAUGAAUCCAGACGUCUGUAAGGUGCUCCCUGGACACCUGUGCGCACACGGCUGAAAUAAACUCGAGGAUUUUAGGGAGAACUCUCUUCUAUCAGUGACCCGACAGGAACGUUAGACGCUGCCUCUGCUGCGUAGACUGAGUGCUUUUAGGACGCUGCUCUCUAACAGAGACCUUAUUUAUUUGUUUUGGUACUUUUAGAGAGAGUAGCUGUUUAUUAAAGGGAUAUUCCCACGUCAAACUAAGUUAGGGUCAAACACACCGAAACACCAAGUUAGACACCCCGUCCAGACAUGAAUGUUACCGACAUACCGCUUUCUUCUCUAGUUCGACCUUCUCUGGACGGGGUCUCUAACUUGGUGUUUCGGUGUGUUUGACCCUAACUUGAUUUUAUCCCUUUAAGACUAAAGAUGAGAAUCUAUAUGAGUUUAUUGAUACCACUGUUAUAAAUUCAGCUUUUCAGUCUGUUAGAGGAGUCAGUUAACAAUGACAUUAUUUCUCUGAAAUGCAUCCUGACAGGGUUUCAAGGACACAUUGAAUUUUUAUUUUAAGAGUUACAUUUUUUCCAUGUCAUUUUCUCAUAAUAAAAAAGUUGUGGUGAGUUUCCAG
Molecule: messenger RNA, 5566 nt
Organism: Xyrichtys novacula (pearly razorfish)
Lineage: Eukaryota; Metazoa; Chordata; Actinopteri; Labriformes; Labridae
Source: the annotation of a GenBank genome assembly